Messenger RNA from Amorphotheca resinae ATCC 22711, 1150 nucleotides. RefSeq lists its product as hypothetical. The transcript has 3 exons. Bases 11 to 838 code for a protein of 275 amino acids. Lineage: Eukaryota; Fungi; Ascomycota; Leotiomycetes; Helotiales; Amorphothecaceae. The record is from RefSeq and is a predicted model, not a curated record.
GGCUGCAGUGAUGGAGGAUCUGAACCAGGUUGCUUGCUUGUUUCUUACUGGUAUCCAUUCUUACGAUGACUGGACACUGGACACCCAUUCAGAUAAAGGAGAAUCUUUCACGAUACCUCGUAUGGUAACAGCUCUGCCAGAUGAGGGCCGAAGUCCGCGGAGCCGUAAGUCAAUAGCUUCGGCCGAUAACGAGCAUGGAAGUCCGGAGCACGACGAGAACCAAAUCUCGUUGCGUCCUACCUUACGCCGAGCGGCAACUGAUCUUGCCAAACUUCUCGAGGAAUAUAACCCCUUGCGCCUGAAGUCUAUAACAAGGCAAAAUACACAGCAGCCGUUGAUAUCUGGUCUCUCGGUGUCAUUAUUUUUCAACUGGCUUACAAGCUCCUCGGCGAAUACAGGGGACGGGAAUGGUGUCGGAGCCUCGGAGGAUAAAGGUAGCCCAGGGUCAGAAUUCCGGGGAACUGGUAGAUUCCUUGUUGGCCUGUAUGUCGGUCAUAGAGCCGGAAUAGCGACGAGCCCCGACGAUAUAGGAGGUCAAACGCUCCGCCUCCCGUUUCAGCGCGAGAGGCCAACGCAGACAUCGAAAUUGACAUCCUCAUCUGACGGCAGGAUCAAAAAGGGCCGGCCCAAGGCCAGGUCGGCUCCUUCUGGCAGUCCUCUAGCGAGGGAGAUCUCACGCAGUAUGGCGGAAGCUCUCGUUGGGCAGAUCAGGGCCGGCGAUGCCGCAUCUACGCUCGACCCCUAUCUCGCCGAAGAUGUGGGCCAAACGAGGUGGAAAAGGGGCUUCAGCCGACAGCGAAAGGCACAGGGCGGCACGCCAGCUGCUGGCCAUUUAUGAAGGGGAGUCUGAAGGCUGUAAUUGUUUCCGUGUUCCUUUUCAAUAUGGUGCUGCAGGUCUUCUCGGGUGAGCCUUUCCUACGUGGAUGUUCAGGAUCCAAACCAGCGAGGCUUUCUUUGGGCGCUCUGGUUCUCGGGCAGGCAUGAGGACUAAAUAAGGUAGGCUGCUUUUUCUUGGGAGUAUGGAAGGAUAGAUGGCCGCCACAGGGUACUUUUAACCCGAGGCCUCUCCUUGGUGUAGCAUGGAGACAUCAUUCCUUGUGUACCUCUGUAGAGAAGGGAGGGACCUUGGGGUACUUGCAAGCAAACGACC